UCUGGCACGCUGCGAUUUCAAAUUUAAUAUGGCGAAACAAUAAAUUUUUUUUUAUUUUUUUUUAUUUUGCCGCAAAAGUCUCUAUAAAUAUUUACAUAGAAUUAUAAAAGUUGUUGUAGCAAAAUGCACAAAAUGUUUUGACAAUUGUAGUAACGUAUAAGCGUGUCUCGUUGGCCGAGUCUACAAUGGAAAAUAUAUGCAGCGUCUGUUUUUCGGCCGCUGAACUAUAUCAAAUAUCUGGUUUCACUUUGCCGAUGUGCUUAAAAUGUUCAGAACAAUUUACGACAAAGGGAAUUACGAUUAACUCAUUGAACUUUUAUCAAACUCUUCAACAACAACCAGUGACGGCAACUAUUACAAGUCAACAAAUAAACAGUGUGACUGUUCCAAUAACCGUUCAGCUGAGCGCGUCCACUACGAAUCAACCAACAAAUUUAUCUCGUGCCACCGACAUGAACACAGACUCUCAAUCAUCGACAUCGUCUCACGAUGCACCCAUUAACAUUAAGCAGGAAGCGAUUGGCCUAGCCGACGAACUGGAAAAAUCGCUACAGAACGGAGAUAGUGAAUUACAGGGAGAGGAAGGAACGUGCGGACUGUGUGCCAAAACAUUCUCCAGAAAAUCAUCUCUUCUCUCACACAUGAGAAAUCAUUCGAUAGACCGUAAGUUUAUCUGUUCAUACUGUCAGAAAGGAUUCACGCAGGCCGCCAAUCUUCGCAAUCAUGAACGAAUUCACCGAAACGAAAGGCCAUAUGUGUGCAAUGAGUGCGGAAAGGCGUUUACUCAAGUGACCAAUUUAAAUAACCACACACGACUGCAUACCGGCGAGAGACCAUUCGUCUGUAUAGAAGCCAACUGUGGCCGAUCAUUCGCGCAGGUAACUAAUCUAAACAACCACAUGAAAACUCAUCAUAAAAUUCAACAGUACGUUUGCAACCAAUGCCCGAAAAAAUUUACUCAGGUCACAUCAUUAAAUCAACAUUUACUCGUUCACAGUGGCAUACGCGGCUAUUUUUGUCCGCAUUGUCCCGAUAAAACGUUUAAACAGCAAAGCCAUUUAUCUCAACACAUGAAAACCCAUGGUGUGUAUCCGUUCAAAUGCAACCACUGUGAUGAAAAGUUUUUCCAAGUGUCCCAUUUAACGCAGCAUAUGAAAACGCACGACGAAUUCAAAUUCAAAUGCAACGUGUGCUUUAGUGCCUUCAAUCAGGAAUCGAUGCUGCGAAAACACAUGCAAAAGCAUACCGAUGACAGCAGGCACUUGUUAUGUCCAAUUCCAUCUUGUAGCGAAAUGUUCGCCGACAAGGACUUAUUGACCAAGCAUCUGGAAACGGAUCAUGCCAAAAUCGAUGCGGUCCAGCAACAAGUCCCAGUGAAGCGGGUCUACGCUGGUAAAUACAAUUGUUACUUUGAAGGUUGUAACGAAUAUUUCGAUGAUGCGGAAAAACUCAACGAACAUUUAAUCAGCACACACGCACUGCUGCACAAAGAUCUGGAAGCUCGAAGUAAAAUGAAUCUAAUGUUUCUGGAACAAAUUAAGAAUCAAAUGACCGAACAAUAUGUGGCCUCACUGGGUGCCGCUGUACAUCAACCGCAUAACAGUAUUAUUAUGGGUAACAAACCGAGACCGCUGAACAAUGACGGACCGGCAGUGAUGGUAGAAUAUGCAACAAUAAAUGGUAAAAUCAAUGAAAAUGAUUUUAAGACGAUCUACUUUUCGCAGGAGAAAAAACCGAAAAUUCAUGACGGUCAAGUAAGAUUAAGUUAAAGAUCGCUAAAGCUCACCGGUUGGGACAACCAGACAAUUUUUUCUUUUGUUUUUUUGUUCUCAUUUGGGAAUCGAAAUGCUGAAUUAAUCAAUUGUAAUAAGACAAAAUGUUAUAAAUAAAAAAGGAAAUGAAGAAGAAGAAGAAGAAGGAGAAAUCUAUCAGAAAUUACGAGAGCGAUACAAAUUUUUAAAAGAGACACUAUGUGAGAGAGGGAGGGAGAGAGAACUUGAUAAUAUUUACAUGAAAUCUUUUUUUUUUCAUUUUUAGACACUUAAGUUCAAUUUAAUUCUAGUAUAGAUGUACAAUGUGACAUUUCGAGGAAAAAAAUAAACAAUUAUGUGUUAUCGAAACAAA
This is a messenger RNA of Bradysia coprophila, 2124 nucleotides long. RefSeq lists its product as uncharacterized. NCBI's taxonomy places the organism in Eukaryota, Metazoa, Arthropoda, Insecta, Diptera, Sciaridae. Gene Ontology annotation, molecular function: RNA polymerase II cis-regulatory region sequence-specific DNA binding; DNA-binding transcription factor activity, RNA polymerase II-specific. Gene Ontology annotation, biological process: embryo development; regulation of transcription by RNA polymerase II. The record is from RefSeq and is a predicted model, not a curated record. Gene Ontology annotation, cellular component: chromatin; PcG protein complex; nucleus.